CCCUUACAGGUGUGGUUCAGCAGCAGGAGGAGGAGGAGAGGGACGCUCAGUUGAGUCAUGCAGGAGAGACAAGGCACCCCUCUGGGGACACUGCAGCCACAGACUCGCUGUCUGCGAUGUGGGGACGUGCUGGAGUGGUCAGAGGAGCACAGUGUCCUGCUUGGCUGCUCCUGCUGCUCGACAGUGGAUGAGACGCUGGAGAAUGUAGCCAGAGGCAUGGCCAGCAGAAUGAAGAGGGAGAAGAGUCACUGGGCAGCCGGAAGAGUGGGCGACAUUGACUUCGUUGGCCCUACAAAGACGAGAGGAAAGUUUGUGAGGGUGUGCAGCAACACAGACCCGGUGCUGAUCUACCAGAUGCUGAUAGAGGAGUGGGGCCUCGCUCCCCCACACCUGGUAGUGGCUCUGGUGGGAGGAGAUGAGCUGACUCAGAUGAAGCCCUGGCUCAGGGACACUCUGAGAAAAGGACUUGUGAAGGCUGCACAGAGUACAGGGGCAUGGAUUUUGACUAAUGGCCUUCGCUUUGGCAUCACCAAGCACUUGGGCCAGGCGGUGAGAGAUCACUCGCUGGCCAGCACCUCUUCUAAAGUCCGUGUAGUGGCCAUUGGCAUCGCACCCUGGAACAUGAUCCACAACCGAGAGGCACUACUCACCAGCCACUACGCCAAGGUGGAUGAGCCUGCAGUAUACAAGCCACAGGACUUACCUCAUGGUUCGGUGUAUUCCCUGGACAGCCACCACUCCCACUUUGUGCUGGUGGAGGAGGAUCCCAACAGACCAGGAGCCACCAGUGAAAUGAGGGUGAAGCUGCUCAAACACAUCUCUCUUCAGCGCACUGGUUAUGGAGGCACAGGCAGUUUCGAGAUCCCUGUUCUGUGUCUCUUGGUCCACGGGGAGCCCAGGAUCCUAAAGUGGAUGUACAAAGGCAUUGGCAAUUCGACACCAUGGCUGAUCCUGGCAGGCUCAGGAGGCGUGGCUGACAUCCUCGUCACGCUGAUGAAUAGGGGCUGCUGGGAUAUGGACAGUGUUCAUGAGCUGCUGCUGGACACCUUUCCAAAUGCCCACCACAGCACAGACAUCAGUAACUGGGUCAAGCUGAUUCAGAAGAUACUCGAUCAUGGGCAUCUCCUUACCGUCCACGACCCCGAACAGGAGAGCUCUGAGCUGGACACGGUCAUCCUCAAAGCUCUAGUCAAGGCGUGUAAGAGCCAAAGUCAGGAAGCUCAAGACUUCCUGGAUGAACUGAAGCUGGCUGUGGCCUGGAACAGAGUGGACAUUGCCAAGAGUGACAUCUUUAAUGGGGAUGUGGACUGGAAGGCAUGCGACCUUGAAGAGGUGAUGAUGGACGCACUGGUCAAUGACAAACCCGACUUUGUGCGCCUCUUCGUGGACAACGGCGUGAACCUGGGCGAGUUCCUUACCUACGGUCGUCUGCAGGAGCUGUACUGGUCCGUGUCGGAGAAGAGCCUCUUUCACAACCUGCUCCUCAAAAAGUACGAGGAGAAGCAGCUUCUGCUCGGAGCUGCCAGGACACCUGGUCCACCUGGACACCAUCCGCCUGAGCAAGGGGACCGGAAACCCCGCUUCACCCUCUUCGAGGUCGCCAAAGUGCUGAAGGACUUUCUCCACGACUCCUGCAAAGGCUUUUACCAAAAGACUCCCACAGAGAAGCCAGCGAAGGGUCGACUGUUCCACACCCAGAAGAACCUGGCCGAGUUAGAGGAGCGCUGUGAACAUCCUUGGAGAGAUCUCUUCCUCUGGGCCGUCCUUCAGAACCGACAGCAGAUGGCCAACUACUUCUGGGCUAUGGGCCCUGAGGCGGUUGCGGCAGCGCUGGCGGGUUGUAAAAUUCUGAAAGAGAUGGCACGACUGGAAUCUGAGGCUGAAUCUGCACGAAGUAUGAAGGAGGCGAAGUAUGAGCAGUUUGCCCUUGAUGUCUUUGGAGAGUGUUACUCCAACAGUGAAGACAGAGCUUAUGCUUUGUUAGUGAGGAGAACACACUGCUGGAGCAAAUCUACGGUCCUUAACUUGGCCACUGAGGCAGAUGCCAAGUCCUUCUUUGCCCACGAUGGAGUUCAGGCUCUCCUCACAAAGAUUUGGUGGGGGGCGAUGACGACAGACACGGCCAUCUCCAAACUGGUGGUGUCUUUCUUCUGUCCACCACUCAUCUGGACCAACCUCAUCAAGUUCAGUGAUGAGGAACUUGAUAAUCGUAAUAAAAGCGAGCAGUUUGUGGAGCUGGACAGUCUGGAUACAGAAAAGGCUUUACUGUUAACUGAUGACGAUGACCCUUUGGACUCUUCGCCUGGAGGUCCAGAAGCUCAGAGCUGUGCCUCCGUCUGGUGGCGUUUCUUGCUCCGCCGCUGGCGCCGCUUCUGGAGCGCUCCCGUCACCGUGUUCCUCGGUAACGUCAUCAUGUACUUCGCCUUCCUCUUCCUCUUCACCUACGUGCUCCUGCUAGACUUCCGCCCACCGCCGCCCCUUGGCCCCGGGCCCCAAGAGAUAAUGCUCUACUUCUGGGUCUUCACCUUGGUGCUGGAGGAACUUCGACAGAGCUUCUUCACGGACGAAGAGAUAAACAUCUUGAAGAAGUUCAAGCUCUAUGUAGAGGACAACUGGAACAAGUGCGACAUGGUUGCCAUCUCACUCUUUGUUGUUGGGGUUUCAUGCAGGAUGGUGAGCAACACGUAUGAGGCAGGAAGGACAGUUCUGGCGAUAGACUUCAUGGUAUUCACUCUGCGUCUGAUCCACAUCUUUGCGAUUCACAAGCAACUGGGACCCAAGAUCAUCAUUGUGGAAAGAAUGAUGAAGGACGUUUUCUUCUUCCUUUUUUUCCUGAGUGUGUGGAUGAUUGCGUACGGCGUCGCCACCCAGGCUCUUCUCCACCCCAAUGACCCAAGGAUUGACUGGGUGUUUCGCAGAGCCUUGUACCGCCCCUACCUGCACAUUUUUGGCCAGAUCCCCCUGGAGGAAAUAGAUGCUGCUCGCAUGCCUGAAAUUAACUGCACCGAUGACUCAGAGGAGAUUAUCAUGGGCCUACGGCCACCAUGUCCCAACAUCUACGCCAACUGGCUGGUCAUCCUGCUGCUGGUUAUCUUCCUUCUUGUCACCAACGUCCUGCUGCUAAACCUGCUCAUUGCCAUGUUCAGCUACACAUUCCAGGUAGUGCAGGGCAACACUGACAUCUUCUGGAAGUUCCAGAGAUACAAUCUGAUUGUGGAGUACCACAGCCGUCCAGCUCUGGCUCCACCCUUCAUCAUCAUCAGCCACCUCUCUCAGCUCCUCCUCAGCCUCGUCAAGCAGCCGGCGUCCAAGCAGGAGCAUCUUGAGAGGGAGCUGCCGGCGGGGCUAGACCAGAGGCUGAUAACAUGGGAGACGGUGCAGAAAGAGAACUACCUGGCCAAACUGGAACGCCAGCAUUGGGAGAGCAGCGAGGAGAGGCUCAAGAGUACCUCCUCAAAGGUUCAGAGCUUGCUCAGGAUUGUCGGUGGGUUCAAGGACCAAGAGAAACGACUGACAUCCAUGGAGGCUCAGGUCAGAUAUUGUGGCGAGGUGUUAUCCUGGAUGGCAGAGUGCUUCGCUCAGAGCACACUCAAGUGCGGGAAAGAAGCUCCAAGAGCUCCAAUUUCUCUAACAAGCGGCAAGGCAAGCAGCCCCACGGACGCACCUCAAAGUCAACCAGAAGAAGAAGUCAAACAAGAAGGGAGAGAAACCAGAUCAGGUCACUCAGGAUAUGGAGCUAACAAAAAAUUCCCUUACAUUGAUGAAUAA
Messenger RNA from Sebastes umbrosus (honeycomb rockfish), 3768 nucleotides. It is a transcript of the gene trpm5, whose product is annotated as transient receptor potential cation channel, subfamily M, member 5. The transcript is spliced from 26 exons. Gene Ontology annotation, cellular component: membrane. Lineage: Eukaryota; Metazoa; Chordata; Actinopteri; Perciformes; Sebastidae. Gene Ontology annotation, molecular function: ligand-gated calcium channel activity; calcium-activated cation channel activity. The record is from RefSeq and is a predicted model, not a curated record. Gene Ontology annotation, biological process: calcium ion transmembrane transport. Bases 58 to 3768 code for a protein of 1236 amino acids.